CGAAUACAAAGGUUCCGGCUCCAAACCGGAAUCUGUUUAAGUUUCGUUUCUCUGUGAAGGCUCGCGCCUCCCACUGAUGCAGUUAAAUAGGAGUGGGAACCAGCUUUGGCAUCAUUAGAGACAGCAAUGGACUGGGCAACCCUUGUAGGAGUGGCAGCAGGAGCAGCUGGAACGGUGGCAUUAGCCCCAGCUGUGUUGACAGCAGCGGGUUUCACAGCCGGUGGCAUAGCCGCAGGAUCCGUCGCCUCUUGGAUGAUGUCUACCGCCGCUGUGGCUAAUGGUGGAGGGGUGGCGGCUGGCAGUGCUGUUGCCGUCCUGCAGUCUGUUGGGGCAGCCGGCUUGUCUGGCGUUGCUACAACAGCCAUGGCAUCUCUAGGAGGUGUGGUGGGUGGAGCCAUUGCAGAAGCUAUCGCACAGAACAGCACAGCCUAAAUCGUGGACUACAUAAUUCGAUGGCGAGGUAAUGGAUCCUCUGAAGACAGUUUCAUGGUAACAUGUUAACCUGACGUCUUUGAUCUACAUGAAGGAAAAUGUGUGCUGUACCUCACAUUGUGUCACCGCACUAAUAAAACAGUGAUCGAAACA
Messenger RNA from Pygocentrus nattereri (red-bellied piranha), 585 nucleotides. Its product is annotated as interferon alpha-inducible protein 27-like protein 2A. Gene Ontology annotation, biological process: apoptotic signaling pathway. The record is from RefSeq and is a predicted model, not a curated record. Gene Ontology annotation, cellular component: membrane; mitochondrion. Bases 127 to 432 code for a protein of 101 amino acids. The transcript is spliced from 5 exons. NCBI's taxonomy places the organism in Eukaryota, Metazoa, Chordata, Actinopteri, Characiformes, Serrasalmidae.